AAUACUUUAUUCGAUUUGAAGAUUAUGACUUGCAUUGCGGGUCCACCGUCCACGGGAGCUCUUAUGCAGAUCAGACGGUUGAGGUCUCUCGUGCAAAAUGCCUAAAAAAUAAAUUCUUUAUUAAAUAAAAUGCUCACACGCCUGACGCCGCUAUAGAGAGAGACCGGAUCUGCUCCUCACAUAGGACGAUUCCCGAAAGCAGCAUCUGCACAAAGGGGUUCACGUGAACCGGUGGGUUCACGGGAAGUGUGAACCCGCCAAUAAGAAACGCCCAUGCCGGCAUGUUCAAAAUUUACCCCGAAUAUCAAUAAAAAGUAAUAUUUUUAUAAAAUAACUUUUCUGAAAAAAUAUCAGAAGGGGCAAAGGCACUGUUCAUCGUCUUGUAUUAAUGCCAACCAUUUCAAUGGAUCAAUGGGUCCCGACAGUCCAUCCCUCUCCUAGAAACCCUUUAUAAUAUAAAGCGGGGACACGUCGUGCUUGGUCCGACAUACAUGACGAGCUCUUUCUUUCUGAAAUCAGAUACCGAUUUUCUAAUUAAUCUUUGAUCGUCUGUUAAAGCAAACGAAAAUGCAGGUCAUGAGGGAUACCGUCUCAAACAUUGCCGACACGGCCAUUGCCAGGGUGGACAAAACCAAAGAGCAGGUGAGCAGAAUGAUCGGUACCGGCGAUAAUCAGCAGCAGCUGGGUGAUAGUAAUAGAGGAGGCAGUGGUAGAAACGCAGGCGACACCGGUCUGGCAUCUGAAGACGACGGCCUAGGUGCUUGGUUUGCAGGGAAUGAAGCCAAUGCGGGCUGGUCAAACACGGGAGGCGAAUGCCGCGUAUUUGUUUUGUUAGGCCUUGUCGCUGCAGCUUUAAAGCUCAAAAGCUACCAAAAAAAAUGCCGUGAAUCAAAAGUUUGGAAACUGACCCCGUUUCAGAAGCUCGAUUUCAAGGUAGAAACGUUCGAAUGCUUGAAAAAAGAGAACAUCAUCCGAAAAGGUGGCAUCGGAAUCGUCUAUCGUGGGUCCAUGCCGGAUGGUGUGGACGUGGCCAACGUUUCCAAGAAAAACUGAAAAUCCCUUUAUUGUGUCCGUUGGUUGGUCCGGAGCUGAUUACCGGCUACAGUCGGUAAUGCUAUGGUCUGCCAGUUCCACUUUAAAUCAGACCUCGACCAGUUUCUGAAUCAGCUGAUGCCCGAGAUUGAACCAGACUACUGCUGCUGGAGAUGAACGGUCUAAGCCACCUUGCAAUCGGACUCAUCGUCGUAUUCGCCCUCGCCUUCGUUGCUGUGAUAGCUCAGAUCCUUUACGUCUUCUGCUGUCACCAAAAAUUCCGACAACAAAACUCCACCGACGAACCUGACUUUACCGGGGAUCCUUUUGCCAGCCCUUCCAAGGAGUUGCUCAACUUCUUUUGCUGAAGAACCAGUCUCGCAUAAAGCCCAUCGUAUUUUCAACCUCCCGUAAAAGUUUUAGAAGAAACAAGCAUUAAUUUCUGUCUAACCUUGAGAGAGAAAUAACGACGAGAAUGGAAAACUCAAUUGCAAAUUUGACUAAAAAGUUAACCAUAUAGCAAUUUUUUUUGGUUUAAAACGGGGGUGUAAAGAAGAAGAAGAAGAUGGGUUGUUGUUAAUCAAGAGUGGAGAAAGAACAAAUGGUUUCGUGUUACAGGGCUUGAAGAGGAUAAUGGAACAGUUUGUGAAUGCCAAACAAGCCUUCUCUGCAGCACAUACUAUAUAUCUUCGAUCCCUCGGAGGCUCUGGUUCUGCAAUGCUUCAGUUUGCUAAUGCCGAGUAAGCACAAAGUAUUCAGAGGGAACUCAAAAGACGUAUUUGUUAAUGCGUGAGUGUUGAGGUAUCUCUGACACGCCGAAACGCCAAUCUCCACUGUCACCACGAUCCCCAACACCACCUGCCUUUUAUUCUCCUCUCACCACCACUGCCACCGCCGACUCUGCCGCCACCACCACUGCCUAUGAGCCCGAGUUCUGAUAACUAGACUUCCAUCACUGCUCUCCCGCUCUACCUCCUCCACCACCACCUUCAAGUUGGGAUUUUUGGGACUCAUUUGCUCCCUCUUCGUCAAGAUCCGCCAUUGAAGAGGAAUGGGAAGCCACCACAACUUUAUACGAGGUCCCUGUUCCUACAGUUGGGGCCAGCGUAACUUCUCCACCUUUUGUUGUCAAUGUGUAUUCAAAAGAUACCAAAAGCGAGCUUGCCAUGGUGGUCUCGAAGAACAGUAAAGAUCUCGUUGAUAUUAUUAAAGAGCUUGAUGAGUAUUUCCUCAAGGCAUUUGACACUAGAGGCCAUGUUUCAUUGCUCUUAGAAGUACCGCAUUGUGGUUUUGCUGUUCAGUAAACGACAGGCAAGCCCUAGCCCAGAAGCAUCCACCGGCGACCAGCGAUCUCCUGAACGCGAAAGCCACCGAUGGCAGCAUGAAAUCAACUUGGUGCGUUCUGUAGGUGGUUCUUCAUUACCCAUUUAUUUGGAUUCAGAAUCUAACCAAGCCCAGCUAUUUCUUUGUUCUUAGUUCUUUUUGUCCUUUUGUGCCCGGUCAAUCGGACUCUUUCAGCUUACAGUCAAAUAUCCGUUAAAUUAGUGAAUUUUAA
Nelumbo nucifera (sacred lotus) is the source of this 2587-nucleotide messenger RNA. RefSeq lists its product as uncharacterized. NCBI's taxonomy places the organism in Eukaryota, Viridiplantae, Streptophyta, Magnoliopsida, Proteales, Nelumbonaceae. The record is from RefSeq and is a predicted model, not a curated record.